Daldinia caldariorum is the source of this 2195-nucleotide messenger RNA. RefSeq lists its product as uncharacterized. The transcript is spliced from 2 exons. The record is from RefSeq and is a predicted model, not a curated record. Bases 280 to 2100 code for a protein of 606 amino acids. Lineage: Eukaryota; Fungi; Ascomycota; Sordariomycetes; Xylariales; Hypoxylaceae.
CCUAAGCCUUAAGAAGUAGCCGGUUUUUAUUUUUUGAAAGAGUGUCACCUUGAAGUCAAUGGGCUUCUUUAUAUUAAGGUAAUAUAUUUGAUAUAAUAUGACGGGAGUGUCACACUAACGGCCAGUGGCUGCCUGGCCGCGGGGUCAGCAAGAAAGAGAACAUAUUAUAUUCUCCGACAGGAAAAUGUAAUUAUCUUGUCUACCUAUCCAUGGUUUCUUCUAUAUGUGAGAAAGGGAAAGGUUAUUAAACUAAGUUGCCAUGUCUUAGUGGCAUCUAAGAUGGCACAACCCAAGUCACAGUACCAUCACUAUAUCCCACGCUUCAUUCUGAAGCAGUUUGCUUUCGAUACUUUCGAAAACUUCAAUAAAUCUGGGAAGAAGCAGGAGAACUUUCUGCUUCAUGUUAUGAAUUCCGACCACCAGUUCCAAAUAGAAGAUGUCAGCAAAACUUGUGGCAAGAUCGACCUCUAUAUGAACUGCCAUGAACCUGAUCCUAUGCGCGUGGAGAAGUUAUUCGGCGACCUAGAGUCCAGAGCAAGCUCCGUUUUAGCCAAGAUUCGAGAAGCCGUUUCUCAAAAUCUGGACACCAUCGAAAUAUUCCAAAAUCACGUAAAUAUCCUGUUCAAAUUCAUGUAUGUUUCGAUUGUGCGCGUCUUAAGCCUUGCAGACCAAUUUGGCAACCCAUUGCGCGAUAAUGACUUUGCCUUCCAACGAGAAUUCGAAACUGCGGAGAAGGACGGCUUGUCGACUGAUCCUCAUCAGGUCUGGUUAAGGAAACUGGUAUACAUACUUGAAAGGUCUCACGAAGAGCUCCUCAGCGACUCUAAAGAGGACGAUCCUAGAAAGGAGGCACAGAGUUAUGCGUUCUUCUUUGAAAAAUUCGCGCUGCAAAUAUGGAGGGCAGCAACCGGCCACGAAUUCUUUCUCAACGAGCGUUUCGUCGAUUUCGAAGGCGAUACCCAGUCCCGAUUAUGUGUCGAGUCGAAGGAAACCGGGCCAGAAUUGGUGUACAUGACGACAGAGGACCCUAUCCACAUAAUGCUGCCCGUCAGCCCGGAGGUCGCUGUCAUUUUCUGUAACGAGGCCCGGUGCUGGGAUUCCCCCGUUGCCGAAAUCAUGCACCGAGCUGGCAUUCCGUUUCCCGAAAAUAGUCUUCUUCAAGACGCGCCGCAUAAAGAUAUCACCUUGAAGGAUAUACCUAAACAUAAAAAGGGGAAGAAGAGCUGGCCGGCAACUACGAUGUGGCGGGUCAAUAUCGGACAACUUACAGAAAAGAAUCAACGUGUUAUUUCUUCGUAUUCGCUAGGCCAUGCCCGCUCCUUUAUCACUGUUAGAAGAAGAUCGCGGCUGGAAAGAGCUAAGAAGGACUUUGAAAGUUUUAACAAGGAGAAACUCGAUUACUGGAAGAGGACCGGUUUCCGGCUUGAGAAUCUACCUAGAGAUAUUGGAUCUGGAGGAUUGCGAAUUGGAUCAGAAGGAGAGGGAAUCACUGGACGUUGCUGGGAAGACCUCGAAGAACUAUUAACUGUCAUGAUACCCUCGUCACGGCCGUUGCAGCGUGAUAAAACCAACACUAUCAAAUGCUGGAACGCGGUCCGCGCCCUUCAGGCCCUACAAUGCAAUGAGGAGGCCCGUCUGCUCGAAACUGAAGUCAUCUUUAGGUCUACAAUAACGGAGAUCAUUCGAGCAUUCGAGAGUGCAUAUCCUCCCAAACCCAAAAGUCACCGACCCCUGAUCAGCAUCGACUUCGCCCACCUCAUCACCAACGCAAUGGGGGAGAAUACCUUUGCACGCCUGUCCGCUGAUAUCGACGACAAGAUUCGGGAAUCGAUCGGCACUGAUUACCCUGGAAGGGAUUCCAUCGCCCUCAAGAACCUGGAAGCUCGCCUUCCGGAUAUCGCCCAUGGCAUAAAGUGGGAAAAUAUACUAGUACCGAGUCCUAACUUCGUAUGGGCGUAUCGAGCAGCUGUUGGGUUUGAGAUUCUGAAGUGGAUGUUCGAGGAGAGACAAGACAUCUUGGCGACUUUCAUCCAGAAGUUGUCCGUUCCCUUGGAGUCUAUGCAACCGAAGGUGAUUCGGAUACGAGCCCGACGAGGGUGAUUUAUUUUUGGACACUAGGAAAUGCUGCUCUACUGCUGCUUUUUAUAUUAAUAGAGCUAUGCUAGCAAUUUGUGGCUUUUGCUCGUAGAUCAACA